CCCAAUUGAUUCAACAUUACUACUGCCAGACUUUCAAGUCAAACAAUAAAAGAAAAACAAGCCAAAAAAAGCAGCGGAAGAUGACUUCCAAGACUUUUUUCUUCCUCUUUUCUAUUUUAGUACUUGUGUUUGCUUCACAGGCUCAAGAUAGAGCUCCUCAUGGCCUAGCUUAUGAAAAUCCAGUUGCAUUUUCACCAUCAGCAGUUGAAUUUUUCCAUCCAAAAACACAACCUAACACAAAAAACCCAUGUACUGAAUCAUCAUCAUCUGCUUGCUCACCAUUGCCUCUAGCAGCUCAAGUUGAAGCAAGUGACGCAUCAACAACAGCUAAGAGUGAUGGAAAUAGUCGGCUUGGUGCUGGAGGCAUUGCCGGAAUUGUUGUCGGUUUGGCAUUUGCAGUGCUUCUGGCAAUGGUAGGAUUCUACAUAUUUGUUGCUCGUCGAAAUAACAUGAAGAACAGAGACAGCUCUGUUAUAUCUGAUGUUUGAUAAUUUUCUUCUUUCUUCUUGUCUCCUGCAUUAUAAUUUUUUCUAUGGAAUGAAUGUAUCUACGGUUUCAUUAGUGAUAACUUUCUUUCACAUUCUAAAAAAA
Jatropha curcas is the source of this 591-nucleotide messenger RNA. RefSeq lists its product as uncharacterized. The record is from RefSeq and is a predicted model, not a curated record. Lineage: Eukaryota; Viridiplantae; Streptophyta; Magnoliopsida; Malpighiales; Euphorbiaceae.